Messenger RNA from Priapulus caudatus, 916 nucleotides. RefSeq names its product tRNA (adenine(58)-N(1))-methyltransferase catalytic subunit TRMT61A-like. Gene Ontology annotation, cellular component: nucleus; tRNA (m1A) methyltransferase complex. The annotation marks the transcript as partial. Lineage: Eukaryota; Metazoa; Priapulida; Priapulimorpha; Priapulimorphida; Priapulidae. Gene Ontology annotation, biological process: tRNA methylation. The transcript is spliced from 3 exons. The record is from RefSeq and is a predicted model, not a curated record.
CACAUACGUGUGAAAUUAUUGAGUACUGGUAGUGGAUCUCUGUCACAUGCCAUUCUUCGAACCAUUGCACCGAACGGCCACCUUAAUACCUUCGACUUUCACGAACAGAGGGCGCAGAAGGCGAGGGAAGAGUUUGAGUCUCACGGUUUUGCCGAUCUAGUCACAGCUAGCCACCGAGAUGUUUGCUCUGCUGGGUUUGGACUGAACUUAGAAGUCGACGCCGUUUUUCUCGACCUUCCAGCGCCGUGGACAGCUAUAGCAUCUGCAAAGCAAGCGAUUAAACUGCUAGGUGGCCGCAUAUGCUCCUUCUCUCCGUGCAUCGAGCAAGUGCAGCGAACGUGCCUCGCAUUAACGGAACACGACUUCACGGAGGUCUGUACGAUGGAGUGCCUACUGCGCACCUUCGACGUGCGUAGAGUCUGCAUGCCGGCCGUUCUCGACCUAGGUGACGCACUGUGCGAAGACAGCUCGGAACCCGCCCCGAACAAGCAGCCGAAACUGAGUGACGCACACAGCGUAUCAAGCGAGGCGACGACUGCUGGGGAGGAUCACGGGCCUCACGGCACACCGAAAAUGGCGAAGGGGGACAUUUUUUUUAAGGCAAGCGUACCUCCUCUGCAGAUGGCAGCACAUACGGGGUACCUCACAUUCGCCACUUUGUCACCGAGGUUGGUAACAGACUAACGUUAUUAAAUGAAAAGGCGAAUGAAGAAGGCUCACCAGGCACUCGGUGCCACGGAUAGACAACAAGUGACGUUUUAAGAGGGAAGGCAACUUGAAGCGAUUCGCAAUGCAUGCGCACGUUACAGGACAUGCUGAGGAUGCCAGUCAACGACCUUUUUCUUACUUAUUUGACAUGUAUCCGACCAUUUGCAACAAAUACCGAAAAUUACAAACAAAAAGUGCAUUGCUGAAA